AUGAGCGACCCUCGGACAAGAAUUAUCUCACAUAUGAACAAGGACCACCAAUUGGCUCUCCUCGACUAUGUCGUGGUGUAUGGUGGUGAGAACGUGUCGCAUGUGGAUGCUGAAUCUGUUAUUAUUACCGAUGUCUCCGAAGAACACCUUGCUCUCUCCUACAACAAGGAAAAUGGCAACAAUCAAGACUUGAAGCUCAUCUGGGAGGAGGUUCCAGAGAAUGAGAAGGUGAAAGUAGAUCAAAUGGGUGAUAUAAAGGCAAAGUUGGUUGCUAUGGCCAAGUAUGCUGCUGAGAAACAGGGAUUCUCCCACAAGAGAGUCGACAAAGUUUCUUUGCCUAAAAAACUUGAUCUGUACUUGAUGUAUCUUGCUUUUGCUGUGAGUCUUGCAACGUUAUAUGAUAAAACGCUUGUGAGACGUCUUGUUCAAAAUGACAAGCUCUUACGUACAAUUGCAGCCAAGUGCCCAGAAUUGCUUGCUAAGGGUUACUCUUAUAUUGAGAACCAUAUCACUCCUAUAUUCUCUACCAUUUAUGGUAUCCACGUAGUGGAGAUUCUUACUGUUACCUGGCCUAGGGUGAACAAGCUCAGAAUGUCUUUAAAGAACAAGUUGGUGUGGGCAACCAUGAACUUUGUUGAGGGUUUCUUGGUGUUUUCUAGACUCAACAAACUCGAAGAGUAG
Sungouiella intermedia is the source of this 681-nucleotide messenger RNA. The record is from the annotation of a GenBank genome assembly. NCBI's taxonomy places the organism in Eukaryota, Fungi, Ascomycota, Pichiomycetes, Serinales, Metschnikowiaceae.